Messenger RNA from Malassezia restricta, 1404 nucleotides. RefSeq names its product elongation factor Tu. NCBI's taxonomy places the organism in Eukaryota, Fungi, Basidiomycota, Malasseziomycetes, Malasseziales, Malasseziaceae. The transcript has a single exon. Bases 1 to 1404 code for a protein of 467 amino acids. The record is from RefSeq and is a predicted model, not a curated record. Gene Ontology annotation, cellular component: mitochondrion. Gene Ontology annotation, molecular function: translation elongation factor activity; GTP binding; GTPase activity. Gene Ontology annotation, biological process: mitochondrial translational elongation.
AUGAGCCUUGCUCGUGCUGUGUCUCUGUGCCCCGUCCGCGGCGCUGUGUCGUCGGCGGCAUCGCUGGCAGCCUGUGCUGCACCUUCUUUGGUGCGCUGCAAGCACACGGGCGCGAUGGCGAACGGCGCCCGUCGUCCGUCGACGCGUGGCGCGGCGCUUCCCCUUUCACUGGGCGCCGUGCGUACGUACGCCGCUGAGUCGAGUGGCAAGUACGUUCGUGCCAAGCCCCACAUGAACAUUGGUACCAUUGGUCACGUUGACCACGGUAAGACGACGCUGACCGCUGCCAUUACCAAGGUGCUCCACGAGAACUCAGGCGAGGGCAAGUUUGUGGACUAUGCCUCGAUUGACAAGGCGCCGGAGGAGAAGGAGCGUGGUAUCACGAUCUCGACCGCGCACGUCGAGUACGAGACGCCCAACCGCCACUACGCGCACGUCGACUGCCCUGGACACGCCGAUUACAUCCGUAACAUGAUCACGGGUGCUGCCCAGAUGGACGGUGCGAUCAUUGUGGUGUCCGCUACGGACGGUCAGAUGCCGCAGACGCGUGAGCACCUGCUGCUGGCUCGUCAGGUCGGUAUCAAGAAGCUGGUCGUGUUUGUGAACAAGGUCGACCAGGUGGAUGACAAGGAAAUGCUGGAGCUUGUGGACAUGGAAAUGCGUGAGCUUCUGUCGACGUACGGAUUUGACGGUGACAACACGCCAAUUGUGACGGGUUCGGCACUCGCUGCGCUCGAGGGCCGUGACGAGGAGAUUGGCCGCGGUGCGAUCCUGAAGCUGAUGGAGGAGACGGACGCUUGGCUUGACCUGCCGCCGCGUGACCUCGACAAGCCGUUCCUGAUGCCUGUGGAGGAUGUGUUCUCGAUUUCGGGUCGUGGUACGGUCGUGACGGGUCGUGUUGAGCGUGGUACGAUCACGAAGGGCUCGGAAAUCGAGAUCAUUGGCCUCGGUGGUCACCUCAAGACGACGCUGACGGGUAUCGAGAUGUUCCACAAGGAGCUCGACCGUGGUGAGGCUGGUGACAAUAUGGGUGCUCUGCUGCGUGGUAUCAAGCGUGAGCAGGUGCGCCGUGGUCAGGUCGUGAUUGCCCCCGGCACGGUCAAGCCCGUGAAGAAGUUCUCGGCGCAGAUCUACAUUCUGACGAAGGAAGAGGGUGGUCGCUACACGCCGUUUAUGAACAACUACCGCCCCCAGCUCUUUAUCCGCACGUCGGAUGUGACGGUGUCGCUGACCCACCCACCGGGCACGGAGAACGCUGACGAGGCUAUGGUGAUGCCAGGUGACAAUGUCGAGCUGGUGUGCGACCUGGUGCACGACAUCGCUCUCGAGGAGGGCUCGCGCUUCACGCUCCGUGAGGGCGGCAAGACGGUCGGCACAGGUAUCGUGACCAAGAUCCUGGGCUAA